Physcomitrium patens is the source of this 2365-nucleotide messenger RNA. RefSeq lists its product as uncharacterized. Gene Ontology annotation, biological process: cilium assembly; intraciliary transport. The record is from RefSeq and is a predicted model, not a curated record. Lineage: Eukaryota; Viridiplantae; Streptophyta; Bryopsida; Funariales; Funariaceae. Gene Ontology annotation, cellular component: centriole; intraciliary transport particle B; cilium.
GUACUUCACUUAAAAAUGCAUGUAAACUGUUAUUUCUGGAUGAUCUUUUUUCAUCAAUGAAUUUGAUAUAGCAAGAAUCUUAAUAAAAAAUAAAAUAAAAUAAAAUAAAGUUCUCUCUAGUAAUCUUAAGUACUUGAAAAGUUCUAUUAAUUUCAUUGUAGUUCAAAAUUAAGAUAUGAAAAUUUAAUGAUAAUAAUUUGCAUUCAAACUCUUUAGUAAAAAGGAAACUUGAAAUACAUUCAAAUGUUGAGUAUUUGAUUUAAAUACAAAUAUGAAUGAUAUUUACCAAUAUUAGGGUUUAUAAUAUAAAUAAUUUAUGAAAUGUUGAAUUUUGAGAAAUGUGGUGAAGAUGCUCAAGUAGAAUCUUUUACUUUCACUUCAAUAUUGAGUAUUAAUAAUAAUAAUAUAUUACAUGAAUUUCAUUGCAAUUCAAAAUAAUUUGUUCACUCAAUGCCGUUAUUUCAACAUUCUGAAAAGUUUUGAAAAUUUGCAUACAUUGACUAAUUAAAUUUUGAUAAACCUAAUGUUAGAGCAUUUCAAAAUGAUCACAUAGCUUUUGAUUUUAUUAUUGAAGGGAUUGUGUUUCAAAAUUGAGUUACAAAAGUAUCACACUUGUUCAAUAUUGGAAUUUUAAUCAAAACAUGGAAAACGUUUCCAAUGCUGUCUCUAAUGCUGUUCUUGAGAAUGACGGAUUUCCCUGCAUCGUCUUUGAUUGCUCUAAAAAUGAAUUGUAUACACCAAGCCAAGGGUACAGGCAAAUGGUGAAAAAACUGAGAAAUACAUCUAAAAUUGUGGUUAAUAAGAAGGAAAUCACAUAUGAACUUCUUCAAAAAACCAAUGUUAUUGUUUUUGGUUGCCCAAAAGAAGAUUUUACAAAUACCGAGGUUGAAAAUGUGAAAAGAUUCAUUAAUGAAGGAGGUGCUAUGUUGUUUUUGGGAAAAGAAAGUUAUGUUGUUAAAAAGAAUAAAAGCUUUGAUAUAUUAUUGGAAGAUUAUGGUGUGACAAUAAAUUUGGACUGUGUUGUUCAACCAAUACAAGAGAAAUAUUUGCAUCCCAAAGAGGUUUUCAUAUCAGAUGGAAUCUUGAGCAAAAGCAUAACAAAUGUUCCAAAUAAGGAUUCAAAGUGCGUGCACAAGAGUAUCAGCACAAACCACACAACAAAGCUGCAGCUGCGGUGGAAUGAGGAAGAGGAGUUCGAAGGAGGGAUGGGGAGCAGCAGCAGCAACGAGCGGGGGGAGAUGCACAUCGUCUAUCCUUACGGCGCUACUUUGUCAGUGCAGCGUCCUGCAGCUCCCAUUCUGUCCUCUGGCGUUUUAGCCAUUCCGAUUCACCGUCCUCUAGGUGCGAUUUCUUGCGGUGCGAGGAAAUUAGGAAAGGUAGCAGUGAUCGGCAGCGCCGCCAUGUUUGACGAUGCUUGGUUGGAUAAAGAGGAUAACGCCAAGCUGUUGGAAUUUCUCUUUUCUUGGCUGAUCAACAAAACCAAACUAGAGGUGGACGAAAUCAGCAUGGAUGAAGUGGAAACCAAUGAUGUUUUGUGUGUUCCUGACACGCAAGCUUUAGCAAACCGACUUCGAUGUUGCUUGCAGGAAUCAGAAGAACUGCCUAAGGAUUGUUCAAAACUUCUGGAUGAGAAGCUCUUUGAGUAUCAUACGAAUUUGAUUCCAAAUGUCAAAUCAUUGUACAAGCAGCUUGGAGUCAAGCAUGCCCCUCUAACACUUAUUACUCCUCAGUUCGAGGUGCCGAUGCCGCCUCUACAACCGGCAGUGUUUCCACCUGCAUUAAGAGAUCCUCCUCCUCCAGCGCUCGAUCUUUUUGAUCUAGACGAUUGCUUUGCCUCACCCUUCGUUCGCCUUGCACAACUCACCAAUAAGUGUAAAAGUGCAAACAACGAGAAUGUACAAUUUUACAUCACAGAAGCGGCAUCCAUUCUCGGUAUAACUCCCAAGGUUGUGGGAGUGGCAGAGAAUUCGAGAGAUCUGCCAAAGGCAUUAAUGGCUUACAUAUGUCAUGAGCUAGGCAAAUUCAAAAGACCAAAUAUGGACUUGGACCAGCGCCAUUGCAUCUCUCCUACAGUUGACCUUGACCUUCAUUGAAUGUGCUUUGCAUCUCAAAAUCUUUAACUGUUUAAGGAAUGUAGGUUUAAGGUAGCCAACCCAUUGUCAACCACUUCCAUUUCCAACCUAUGUGGUGGAGUAUUUUUGGUAGUUUUGACAACCUAUUGUCAACAAACUCUGACAUUUGUUGGUUGGAAAUAGGUGGGGGUUGGUUAAAAUGAUGUUAAGCUAAUAUUGGAAAUAGAUUGGGGUGGUUAAAAUGAUAUUAAGUUGUGAGUAAUAAAUAAAAUUCAUAGUACAUCUUAUAUUUA